Molecule: messenger RNA, 1161 nt
Organism: Hibiscus syriacus
Lineage: Eukaryota; Viridiplantae; Streptophyta; Magnoliopsida; Malvales; Malvaceae
Product: wall-associated receptor kinase-like 22
Exons: 2
Coding region: 34-1020 (328 amino acids)
Source: RefSeq, a predicted model, not a curated record
UCUUCAUUUCCAUCAAAGAAAUCAACAAUCCAAAUGGGUUUUCAUCUGGGGUUUUACUUCAUCCUCCUGUUCCUUUUAUGCCCAAUGGCAGCAGAAUCUCAAGAAACCAUUUGCGGGGAAGAAAUAUGCGGAAACGUUACAAUUCCAUCCCCAUUUGGGAUCCAUGGAAGCUGCUAUACUCGUUCCUGGUUUAGAGUAAUUUGCAAGCAAACCCACAAUGGGAAAAGGCCUUUCAUUAGCAUAAACGGAAUCGAUAUCGAGGUACUCGGUUCCUUGUUCUCAGGAAACUCCAUCCUCAUAAAGAAUCCAGUCACUUACGUUAACCGUGAUCACAAAAUGGACGAUACUGUGAGUCUCAAUCUAACAGGCACUCCAUUUUUCUUCUCGAGUGACUACAACUUGUUCGGGUCCGUGGGUUGCGGGAAUUUGGCUACCGUUUUCAGUAAUGAUGGUGAACCCCUUGGCGGCUGCAUUCAACCGAGAUGUGGCGGCGAUGGGGCUUCUGAACCUGAACCUGGCUGCUUUAAUAAAGUCUUUGGGAACUUGAGUUCAAGUAUGGUAAACAUGACAGCCAUGUAUCCCGGUGGGAAGGAUGAGAGCACGAGAUGCGCAUCUGCUUUCUUCUUUAGCAGGCUGUAUUUCCAUGGAGAUGAUCCGUUAGCUAUUGGCAAUGGCAUCAAUAUUGAAACCACGCAUGUCCCCACAACGCUCAGCUGGAAUUCAACCUAUUGCGGUCCUGCAGGAUGCGAACCAGGACCAGGACUGACGAGCAUCUACAGUGAAAAUUCUUGUGGCAACGUUACGUUUCAAUUCCCGUUUGAAAUAAACGACCAACAUCAUCUCAACCACAGCUGGUUUACAAUAAUCUGCAAGAAAACAACCAAAGGGUUGUCAGUGCCUUUCAUAAACAUAAAUGGCAUCGAUCUGCAUAUACUCGACUUUUCAUUUCUGUUAGGCAACGUCGUGGUGAAUCAUUCGAUAACUUAUUUCAAUUGUCGCAAGACAAUAACAACGGGAUGAGUCUCAACCUGACAGCCACCCCUUUUUACUACUCAGAUUUCGACAACGUAAUUUGGUCUCCAGGUUGUGGUAAUUUGGUCACCGUUUUCGACAACGAAACGAGCAAUCUUAUAGGCGGUUGUCUGCAACAUACUUUUAUAA